AUGAGAAUAGGCAUCACCCCAGCUCCGUUACCUUAUGAGUUACAAAUCAGUACUCCUACUGGAGGAUCUUGUACUGCAUCAGAAAUCUGCACAGGUGUUAUUUUGCAAUUUGAAGGAAACACUUAUACAAUGAAUUUAGUGGUUCUACCGGUAUUCAAUUUUGAGGUGAUUAUCACUAUGGACUGGUUGACGGAGAACGGAAUAACAUUGGACUGUCGAGCAGGGAAAGUCAUAGUUCCUUCGAAGGAUGGUAAUUUUCAGCCUUUUUCUACUAUUUCUUUAUUACAAGUUAGAAAAAAGCUCCUUCGGGGAGCUGAAGGUUAUCUUUUGUUGAUUGAGUCUGAGACUUCGGUUGACAACCGAAUUCAGAAUGUUCUUGUUGUUAAUGAAUUCGAGGAGGUGUCCCCAGAUGAAAUUCCUCGAUUACCUCCUCAUCGGGAAAUAGAAUUUCCCAUUGAACUUAUUCCCGGAGUUGGACCUAUUUCCAUUGCUCCGUACCGUAUGGAACCUUUGGAACUUCGGGAGCUGAAAAAGCAGAUAUAA
Messenger RNA from Gastrolobium bilobum, 543 nucleotides. RefSeq lists its product as uncharacterized. The coding region runs from base 1 to 543 and encodes 180 amino acids. Lineage: Eukaryota; Viridiplantae; Streptophyta; Magnoliopsida; Fabales; Fabaceae. The record is from RefSeq and is a predicted model, not a curated record. The transcript has a single exon.